AUGGGCCUGCGCGUGACCAAGUACAAGGACCGCUUCGGCUUCGGGUUCCUGGGCGACGAGGCCAACGCGGCGCAGCUCGCGGCGGCGGUGGAGGCCAACAACGGCGAGGUCAUCCCGCGCCACCUGGCGACGCUCGCGAAGCACGUCGAGGCGGGCGGCACGGGGUGGCUCGCGGGCACGGCGGGGCCGACGAUCGCGGACUUCGCCUGGGUCCCCGUGCUCGCCGCCAUCGCCGACGGCUGGACGGGCGACGCCGCGGCCCUCGACGCGACGCCCGCGCUCGUCGCGCUCAAGGACAAGUUCUACGCGCUCCCGGAGAUCAAGGCCUACUACGACGCCAAGGCCGCGGCCCAGGUCGGCGAGACGAAGGCCGACGCGAACUUGAACCUGCCGCCGCGCGGCGGCAGCGGGACGAGGUUCGAGAUGCGGACCAACCGCGUCCACUUGUUCUCCUCGGCCGUGGUGAGGGAGCCCGGCGUCCACUGCUCGUCGGCCAUGCUCCACCGCGGCGCCCGCGCUCCACUGUGUACCACGGCGAUUCCCAGAGAAUGCAGCCAAGGCGCCGGCGACCCCGAGAGAAGGGACAAGCUCAAGCGGAAGCUGGAGGCCAUGUCGGGCACGUUCACGGUGAGCGACGCGGCCAAGCUCGACAAAUACCCGUGGCCAUCAUAG
Messenger RNA from Aureococcus anophagefferens, 672 nucleotides. RefSeq lists its product as hypothetical. Lineage: Eukaryota; Pelagophyceae; Pelagomonadales; Pelagomonadaceae. The record is from RefSeq and is a predicted model, not a curated record. The coding region runs from base 1 to 672 and encodes 223 amino acids. The transcript is spliced from 2 exons.